This is a messenger RNA of Parnassius mnemosyne (clouded apollo), 3706 nucleotides long. NCBI's taxonomy places the organism in Eukaryota, Metazoa, Arthropoda, Insecta, Lepidoptera, Papilionidae. The record is from the annotation of a GenBank genome assembly.
AGUGAACUGACAAAAGCCAAGAAUGACGGACGUUCAUGCUGAUAUUCAGUGUCGGAAGUAGAGUACUAUUGAAUGAACGAUUGCGUUGUUAGUAAACAAACAUUGGAAGCGAUGAUACCAACGCAGUUCUAUUGUAUUAAUACCUUUAGUUGGCUGUUAUAAAUUGUGAGAUUAUUAAACGUUAAACUUGUUCCUUGCCGGAUGAAAAUUCCUAGUGUGCAUAAUGAACCUACACAAGACUGUUACAACUACAGCAUUGAUUAUGGGAUUUCUCAUUUUCUUUAUUUAUUAUAAUAUGUUUAGUUUAAUGAAUUUUCGCGCAGUCGAAAAGUCGAUGUUUCUAACUAGCACUACCAACAGCCUGCCUAACGGUAAAUAACUGUUUUGAUUAUUUAUAUUUUAUGAUUUAAAUGGUAUAAGCAUUAUAAAAGUAGUCUUUUAUUUUGUAAAAUUAAUAAGUUGCAUUAUUAAUUUUCAAUUUUCAAUUAUAAAAUAAUCAUCAUUUAGGAAUAUUAUUUCAUAAUUGACGAGUGCGUGAUUUACUGAUUAGAAUGACCAUGAUGACAAAAGAAUGAUGAUUUACAAAAGAUGUACAAUUUUUUUUUUCUUUUAUAAAGCUGAAUUGAGAAUCGAACCUACAACUCACCUGCAAACUUCUGUGGCGGGUGGAAGGAAAAGGGGAGAUCUCCGGCCGGGCAAGGUGUUCUGCCCGGGGAGUGGCCAACGCUCCGAUUGGUAGUUCGGAGCUAUUCUAUAUAUGUUGCUUUAACUUCGGAACUUUGUUGGUGCGAUUUAGGCUUCGAUGUGUUUCGCAUGUGGCGUGACGAUAGCGCCGCCACACUUCAUACAAGGAAAGCUAUAGAUGUGUUGUCACCUCACCUCUGAAGACUAAGAUGGAAUGCCUCACCGCUUGUAAUAAUUAUACUGUCUCUCUACAUCCUUCAAACUGGAACAAAGCAUUGAGAGCACUGGUAUUUGGCGGCAGAAAUAAAUAAGAGGAUGGUAACUACCCAAACGGGGUCUUAGGCAGAAAAGGAGUCCUACCACCUAGAACAGUCAUAAAACUUAGCAACUAGAAGCUAGAAUAAAAUAUAUCAGGGUGACAAACGAGCACUCAGUCCACUUGAUGGUAAGUGGUUGCUGUGGCCCAUAGACAUCUACAUCUAUCCUCGUUUACGAAUCAAAAUGCAGAUGCGUUGUCAGUAGUGGGGAAAUUUUCACGAAUACCCGCCACGCGGGGACAAGGACGGGUUAUGUCUGCCUCGCACCGACUAAAACACCACGGUGCUCCACCCUCGCCGCAUAUUGGCAGGGCCACGGGAACGUUUUCGCACACAGCGCUAGCCGCCCCGUGGCAGCCCCUCCUCGGGGAGGACUUCUCCUACCUAUUCUUCAUCUCAGGCAACGCGCAUCAGGAACACAAGGAUCGCCUUCUUCCAUAGACUCUAACUCUACCUGCGUAACGGGUCCGAUACGCGGAGGCCAUGAGGCCAGGAAAAUCGAGCGCUCGAUAGCACCCACGGUAACACCCAACCCCAGCGGCGGAUCUGGUCUUUGCCUCCGCCGCCAACCAAGUUUCGGCCGCCACCUCGGGCUAGGCAAGAGGUUCUUCUUUGUCUCACCGGCUAUUCACAAGGUGGGAACCCGUUUGGAAGGAUGCUCUAUGAGCCUAGGGCACACAUUCGUUUCUACCCUUUAGAAAUUAGUACUGCCAAUACCAAAAGUAGUAUAAAGAAAGUAUGCUCAGUGAUGAAGUGAAUGUACGUCAAGAUGGACGUCCACGAUUAAGAAAUACGAAACAUUUAUAAAAUAAACAUAUGAUUUAAAUUUUUCCUCCUUUUUUGUCUUUUACGUUGAAUAAAGCAAAAAAGGUAGUUUCAUCAGAUGGUCAUUAUAUCAGCCAUCUAAUUAGAGGAAAUUGGAUAACUGAGGAAACUGCUAUCCCAGAUACUUCUUUAAAGUUAAAAAUUAAUUUUAAAAUUCCCUUUUAGUUACAGAAGAUCUAUUACUAGACACGCCUGGGUGCGUAAUACAAAAUUAUUCAAAAACAUUGAAAUUUAAAGAAGCUUUAUAUGAAAAUAAAACUUGCGGUCUUCGUGCCAUAAUCGUGGAUAGAAUAGAAAAUGAUAAAGUAAGAUUUAAUAUACAACAAAAGUCAAUGUAUCUGUACAGCAAAGGAAAGCGUUUUAGUUGUUGCUACAAAUUUGCUUCCAGAUCAACAGUGCCUGGUAAAGAGGAUACGCAAAUAAAAUUUACACCGUGCAACAUUUUUCAAAAUGGCUCUAUAAUAAAGCUGGAACAGGAAAUAAUAUCCGUAUAUUGUAGUCUAAUCGAAGGGAAAACAAAGCCCGUAAUUUAUGAAGAUACCUAUUUAUUACUUAAGAAGUUAGACACAUCUUCUAAAGUUAUCACAAAUGAUAAAAAGUCUUGGAAUGUAUUGAUAGUUGGAAUGGAUACGAUGUCGAGAGCAAGAGUGUAUAGUACUAUGCCACACACUGUAGAAUAUUUCCAAAAACAUAAGUGGCUAGAUUUCAGAGGAUAUCAAAAGGUAGGUUUUAACACGUUCCCAAACAUAAUGUCUCUUUUAACUGGAAAGAAAAUGCCUACAAUUUACAAAGCUUGCGCAAAAGGUAUGAACGAGUGUAACGAAUUGAUGAUAUGGAGUAAAUACAAGGAUGCAGGCUAUUUUACUGCUUAUGGUGAAGAUUAUUUGAGGCUACCCGAUACAUUUUCCAGAUAUAAGGGAUUUAAAAUUCCACCCACAAACCACUACGCACGACCAUUUUUUCUAACGGGAGAAAAAAAAAGUGGAAACUACAUAUGUACUGCGAAAAAACCUUCAGCAAUACAUUUACUAGACUAUGCUUUAGAUUUUACGAGAGCGUACAUAAAUGAAAACUUCUUUGGCAUGUUCUGGCUUAACUCCUUCAGUCACAAUACUGACAAUGUGCCAGCGCUUCUUGAUAAUGACAUGUUAAUGUUCUUAGAAAAACUCGAACACACGGGCGCAUUAAACAAUACUUUCAUUGUAUUCUUAAGUGAUCAUGGUAUAAGAUACGGUGAAAUGAGACUACCAAUAGAGUCUUAUUACGAAGAACGAUUACCGAUGUUAUUCAUGUGGGUUCCAUUUGCGUUUCAAGAAACUUAUUUCGAAGAAAAUCAUAAUAUAAAGAUAAAUCAGUAUCGGUUAAUCACAACCUACGAUCUGCAUUUAACGAUGUGGCAUAUACUGAAGUUGUCAAAAGAUUCCAUUCAAGAGAUACCUUCAGAAGCAUGCCCGCAGUGUUCUAGUUUAUUUGUCGAAAAAACAAUAUAUAGAACAUGCUCUGAUGCUGGGGUCAAUGACAAAUGGUGCAGCUGUCACAACAUGGCCGAGGCAAACGGAAAAGAGAACAAUUCACAACAGAGUCUAAAACUAGCGGUGACGUAUAUACAAAACAGAACCCAAACAAUAAAAACAACGCGAUGUAUGGAUUGUGCAAAAUUGACAUUAAAAACAGUAUUAAGACAUCAUUUCUAUUCAGACGGAACGAAAGAAGUUCACAUUAUAGCAUUUAUGAUGUCGCCAGGUGAUGUGGCAUUCGAAGCGAACAUAUUGAUAGAUGGUAAUGAAAUAAAGAUAUUGGAACCAACAGAAACUAUAUCAGCUUAUAACACUAGAGGAAACUGUGUGGUAAAUCCAAAUGAUCGAUCAUAUUGUGUUUGU